AUGUCGAACAAUUGCUGUUCGCGUAAACGGGAAGUAAAGAACCAUGUAAACGCUUUGAGAGGUAAGUGUUACCAUCACAAAUUAAUCUUUUUAUUCAUAAUCUUGUCUUGCAGCGAGGGUGAACAAGCACACGGAGAAGGAGGAUCGUUUAUUCAAUAAUCCCAGGUUCAGCGACUUUCAAAUCAAAACAGGACCCAAGACGUUCCAUGUAAGCCGUUUUUCUCGUUGCCUUAUUCCCAAAUUUAGGUAACAAAACAUCAGUUGGCUCUGAAGUCCGAGGUCUUCGAGAGAAUGUUCAAUUCUGAUAUGAAGGAGGCGAAUGAAGGCGUCUUGGAGCUGCAGGAUGACGCAGAAUCCGUGAGGGCGAUGCUCAGAUAUAUUUACAUGCACAAAAAGGUGAAAGGAAACACAUUGGCGAGGAAAGUUGUUCAUCUCGCACAUCGUUACGAAAUAAAUGAACUCAAAGUGAGUAUUGCGUAAAACGAUUGGUUUUUUUCGUUUAGUAGCCUCGCUGUGACCUGGAGAUGGGAUAAAAAUUUUUUUUUGGGUCAAUGGUCGAAAAUUCUGAUCGUUGGCUGGUUUCUCAUAUUGCCAUGGUAUUUUUGUUUUACAUUAAUUUCUUGGUCUUUAGGAUCAGUGCGAGCUGGAAAUGAUUGAUCAAUUGACAAAAGAAGGAGCCCGUGAGAGCUUGCGAGUGGCCGAUAAACUGGAAUUACCACUCUUGUUCGUGAAAUGCAACGAAAUCCUGUAUUACAAGUUGAAUGACUUUGAAGAUUUGGAACCAAAAGGUACGAAAGUCAUGAAAUUAACGUUACUUUCUGCUUUUAGAGGCCAUUUUAAAUGUCUCCAUCACACCCGUGGGUGAUCGUACAACCAAUGGGAUUUCAUCCGAGUAUUUGAUUGUCAACAAUAGUAAAUUCAAAAUAUGUUACGCUGUUUACCCGGCUUCAUAUUGCGUUGGCAAGUGGUCCUGUGCAACACUUGAACCUACGAUGAGUUGGCGCGUAAAGAUUCAAGCCAAUGAGUUACCUUCCGAGUCCAGAAAAACGUGUGGAAUUUGGUAUGGAAAAUAUGAUCAUGAUUCCGAUUAUUUAGACAAAAACUGUCGAAAGUUUUAUUAUUUUAGUAACCACUCGUAAUCCCUUUUAUUUUACUUUCUCACUCUCAAAAAAUAUAUUUAACAAGGAAAGUACUUUUAUGGGGGCUCCUACUUUUUGACGAGACAUAUCUCAAAAAAUCAGAAAAAAUGUGCUGAUCAAGGAUAUAUAAAUCUUAGCUGCCCAUUUUAGGUUUUUAUGGGUGAAAAUGCCCAAAAACCGGCUAAUUUCCCUACAAAAGGCGCAGGCAUUCGAAACGAUAAAAAGCGCAGACGGUCUCUUCCUUCGGAAGAGAGCAGUGUGGCCGAGUGGUUAGUGCCGUAGUCCGGGAAUCAAGAGGGAGGACGCCGCACGGGUUCGAUUUCCCUUUUGGGCCGAAUCAACUUUUUUUGAAGUUGAAGUUCGGAAAAAUAAAUUUUUGGGCCAAGACUGAUUUAUUACAUCUUAGAAACUGAAUAAACACCAUUUUAAGCCAAAAUAAAAAUUGUAAACCUGUGAAAAAUUAAGUGAAAAGGGGUUCAUAUAGGACUUUAAAGUACGCACUUCCGCUAAGCCAAAAUUGGCUUUCUCCCAGCAAAGAAAUUUUUCGUUGCGGGACCCGCAACCGGUGGGCGUGUCAGUAAAAAUAAAAAUAUUUUUGGGUAUUCCAAUGUAAAACUGUUGUUCGAAUGGAAUUUUUACAAAGGUAAGUCUGUUUUUACACCUAGUUUAGCUUGAAAAUGCAAUAAUUGUUCUUAUUUGUCCAAUUUUUCGAUAUUUUUCGCAAUGUUACAUGAUUUUGAUGCAAAUCAGGGUUGGCUAUGGAGAAUUUUAGUUUUAUGGUUGUAAUUUCAGGAAUAAGCGCAAAAUCGUCCAUCCCGACACCGGAGUCACUCCAAGGUCAUGA
Bursaphelenchus xylophilus (pine wood nematode) is the source of this 1983-nucleotide messenger RNA. The record is from the annotation of a GenBank genome assembly. Lineage: Eukaryota; Metazoa; Nematoda; Chromadorea; Rhabditida; Aphelenchoididae.